Molecule: messenger RNA, 2329 nt
Organism: Seriola aureovittata
Lineage: Eukaryota; Metazoa; Chordata; Actinopteri; Carangiformes; Carangidae
Gene: ccnp
Product: cyclin P
Exons: 9
Coding region: 607-1794 (395 amino acids)
Biological process (GO): mitotic cell cycle phase transition; regulation of cyclin-dependent protein serine/threonine kinase activity
Cellular component (GO): cytoplasm; cyclin-dependent protein kinase holoenzyme complex; nucleus
Molecular function (GO): cyclin-dependent protein serine/threonine kinase regulator activity
Source: RefSeq, a predicted model, not a curated record
CCUUUGGCAGGGGGCAGUAUAUAACGCAUUGCCCUAGAGCUGUUGAUUUAACUGAGGCUUUAGUAAAUAGUUUUAUUGGAUUUGAAAGUAUUUGCAUUCUGUCUCCCCCAGAUAUGCAAAUGAGGGUGAACAAAACAAUCCACAAAGAUUUAUUGCAAUGACAAGCGAUAAAACAGAGACACAACAGUAAAAGAGUAGGUGUGAAGUUUUUGCUUGAGAUGCGUUAAAAUGUUUCCAGUAAAUCUUGAAUGUCGAGUAAACAAAGUAUUGCUUUAUUAUGAUUCAUAACAAGCUAUUUCACAGUGACCCACAACAUUAAAGACCAAAUACACCUUUGGUCACUCAAACGUACAAAAUUAUAACUAUAUACAUACAUAAAAUGACAGUCACAUUGAGCAAAACGCGGUUUAUUUUCCAAGCGUCGACCGGAAGUCCUCGGUUCUCACCUGUUUACCACUGUCCCCACCCCAAUCAGUGCGGCCCACCUGUCUAUAAUAGGGGCUGUCCGGGCAGCAUGGCUACUCUAUCUGCUCCAGGCCUCCGCCGACACCCUUGAAUAAGUAGCUGCAGAGGUCCGGCACGGAAACUCUGUCUCCGGCUGUGACUAUGGCCAGGACCGGUUUCUCCGACUCUAAGCCUCUGCUGGACUUACACAAGAAGGUGGAUGAGAGGCGAGCCCCAUUAAGAACUUGGGCUAAUGCCUGUGGGCCAAUAGAUCGCUGGCAGCCUGUAGAAGUAGACGAGUCCAAGAUGGCCCCGGUCAAAAUGGAGCCAGAACGCAGAUGGGAGAGGAGGUUAUCGUUGCAAACCAAAGAAGGCAUCAUCAUGGGUUUCCAUGAAGACAGUCGGGCACAUUCAGCUGAUGGGUGUGUGGAGGAGCCUGUGCUUCUUUACCCUCAUGGGUUGCAGGGUCUUCACAGCCUGCAGGCGCUGGUGCCCAGCUUGUUGCGCCAUGAAGUAGAGAUGGCACUGGAGAAACUGGGCCUCAUAUGGGACCGGACAUAUGCUUGGGACGUGUUCUUGGACAUGAUGAGAACUCAAACAUGGAACGCUCUACCCACCACUGACCUGCCCCGGCACUUCACAGAUGCCACUCGAGCUGUCCUGGUAGACUGGCUCAUUCAAGUUCAUGAGACAAUGCAUUUCCAGGAAGAGACCCUCUAUCUGGCCAUACACCUCCUCAACUGCUCCUUGCGUCAGAUCAAAGUGACCACUGCCAAUCUGCAGCUCCUCGGCAUGGUUUGCCUCUUCCUUGCUGCAAAGAAAGAGGAGUGUCUCCUCCCUGAGGUGUCUGGACUCUGCUACUUGAUGGACCACACCUACACUAAGCAUCAGCUGCUGCGACUGGAGCGCAAAGUCCUCUGUGGGCUGAAGUUUGAUUUGUCCUACUGUCCUCCUCUGCAUUUCCUUCUCCUUCUUGCCUCCAUUGCUCGCUGCAGUGCUAAGGUGGUGUGGAUGGCUCGUUAUCUGCUGGAGCUGUCUCUCUUGGAGGGCCAGUGUGUGGUGUUUCUGCCUGUGCACCUGGCAGGAGCAGCCCUCUGCUUGUCCCGCCAAAUCCUGCAGGAGCCCCUGACACCAGAGGGGGAGUCUGCGUGGUGUCUGGCCUCCAGUGUCCAUGUCGGCAGUGAGACUGCCCUGCUGAGGAUCAUGCACAUUCUGGCCAAUGCUGCAGCCAAGGCCCACACCCGAGAGACCUGUGCUACUUUUAUUAAAUUCUCCUCCCCAGAGACUAUGCAUGUCAGCAGACACCCAGGUCUAAAGAAAAUCUCUGCUCUGCUGGGUAUAUGCACUUGAUGUCCACAAGUCUCACAUGAACUCCCAAAGCCUCAUGGUGGGAGAUCUUAGACUAAUAUAUUUUGACGACUUGACUCCUCUGGAUCCUGAGGAUGUAAUGUGGAAUUGGGUGAGGAAGAAGUGUAAAAGAUUUAAUGCCAAAUGUUGUUUGACAAAGAAUUGCAUGCAUUUAGCAUGCUUGAGAUUUAGCCAGCCUAGUGGCACACCUGUUUUAUUGUCUUAUCUUGCAGCCGGUUUUUGAAAAUAUUUGAAUUGUGAUUUGUCUUUGUCUUGUCAUUUGUGGAGAGGAUGUGGGCUGUCUAUCAAAUUAUUUGAGAAGUUUUAAUGUAAAAAUAAAGUGUCUGCUGCAAAGUAUGGCGUUUCAGCUGUUUAUUUUUGCACGACUGAAAUUUCUACCAGUCCACCGGGCUGUGACGACAGUUCUACAUGAAAGCACUGUACUGCACCUCUGACUGCAUUGUUUGCCACUCCUGCUCAUAUGCACAAGCAAGCUGACACAGCUGAUUGGCUCAAAGGAGUCACAAAAAAAUGUGGG